AGAGGCGGCGCUGCCUGUCACAGGAAGCGGAUGUUUGCGGCUACAGCGUUACUGGUGUGAGGAAAUGAAAACACAGGUAGACGCUCUGGCCCCUGAAUAUCUAUUGCUCUGGUGGAGUCCGGUUGAGACGCGAGCAGUUGGAAGAGAGUGAAGAAUUGCCGGAGUUGUUGAGAGACUGCACGGAGAAGAGUGCGGUGACAGAGCCGGGCUGGAGGAAGAGGAAGCUGGCGGAGUACAUUCACAUGCUGUGUUCCUGAGAGAGCAGUUCACCUGUCUGUACACUUUACCAUGGCCAGGACAAGCAACCUGCUGCAGCACCAACACUGCCACUGCUGUGCCCGCCGGAGCGCCUAUUCUGGGAUAUACAGCCUUCUCCUGACUCUGGUCACCCUGCACAGUGCCAGCAGCCACACCGAGGCUUUCAUCCAGUCUGACAAUGUUAUUGAAGUGCUUCGAUUCGAUGAAGGAGGCCUUUUAGAGGCAGAGACGACAAUUGGCCUCAGUUCAUAUCAGCAGAAAAGUGUGUCCUUGCACAGGGGGAACUGCAGGCCAAUACGGUUUGAACCACCAAUGCUGGACUUCCACGAACAGCCUGUGGGAAUGCCAAAAAUGGAAAAAGUAUACUUGCAUAAUCCUAGUUCAGAUGAAACUAUUACUUUAGUAUCAAUAUCAGCAACAACAUCGCAUUUUCAUGCUUCGUUUUUUCAAAACCGGAAAAUUCUCCCCGGUGGGAACACAUCAUUUGAUGUAGUGUUUCUCGCAAGAGUAGUGGGAAACGUAGAGAAUACUUUAUUUAUUAACACCUCAAAUCAUGGGGUAUUUACCUAUCAGGUUUUUGGAGUUGGGAUCCCCAACCCAUAUCGUUUGCGCCCAUUUAUUGGGGCACGAGUUCCUGUAAAUAGCAGUUUUUCACCUUUAAUAAAUAUUCACAACCCCCACAGUGAACCUUUACAGGUUGUGGAAAUGUACUCUAGUGGGGGUGAUCUGCACUUAGAGCUUCCAACAGGACAACAAGGAGGCACCAAGAAAUUAUGGGAAAUCCCACCAUACGAAACAAAGGGUGUAAUGCGUGCAAGCUUCUCAUCACGAGAGGCAGACAAUCAUACUGCCUUUAUUAGGAUUAAAACCAAUGCCUCAGACAGCGCAGAAUUCAUUAUCCUUCCCGUGGAGGUGGAAGUCACCACAGCUCCCGGUAUUUAUUCAUCAAUAGAGAUGCUAGAUUUUGGUACGCUACGAACACAAGAUAUUCCCAAAAUAUUAAAUCUUCAUUUACUAAAUUCAGGAGCAAAAGAUGUUCCUAUUACUAGUGUCCGGGCAACACCACAGAAUGAUGCCAUAACCGUUUAUUUUAAACCAAUAACAUUAAAAGCUUCUGAGAGCAGAUACACCAAAGUUGCGAGCAUCAGUUUUGAUGCAUCAAGAGCAAAGAAACCAUUACAGUUUUCUGGAAAAAUAACAGUUAAAGCAAAAGAAAAGAGUUAUUCAAAACUUGAAAUUCCAUAUCAAGCUGAAGUGUUGGAUGGGUACUUGGGGUUUGAUCAUGUAGCCACUUUAUUUCAUAUCCGGGACAGUCCCUCUGAUCCAGUAGAGAGACCGAUCUACUUGACAAACACCUUCAACUUUGCGGUUCUCAUUCAUGAUGUCUUGCUUCCAGAAGAUGCAAAGCUCAUGUUUAAAGUCCAGAAUUUUACUUCACAUGUGUUAAUUCCUCCCGGUGAAUCAAGAUAUGUAUUCUCAUUAAUGUUCAUACCAUCCACCUCCUCUGUCCAUAUUGACAGCAAUAUAUUGCUUAUUACCAAUGCAUCAAAGUUUCAUCUUCCCAUUCGAGCUUACACAGGCUUUCUAGAUUAUUUUAUUUUACCACCAAAACCUGAAGAACGUUUCUUAGAUUUUGGCAUUCUAAGUGCUGCAGAAUCUAGUAGUCUUCUAAUUGCAAUUAUAAAUAGCAACCCCAUUGAGUUGGCAUUAAAAAGUUGGCACAUAAUUGGAGACAGUCUUGCUAUAGAACUUUUAACUACAGACAGGGGAAACAGGACCUCCAUAAUAGCAAGCCUUCCUGAGAUUGAAAACUCCACUGCAUCAGAUCGUACUUCAGUUAUAUUAACUUCAGGCUAUUAUGCAGUGUUUCGAGUAACAUUAACAGCAAAGAAUCUUGAGGGUUUCUUUGAUGGAGGUAUCCAAAUCACCACAGAUUAUGAGAUAUUGACAAUACCUGUGAAAGCAGUGAUUGCUGUGGGUUCACUGACCUGUUCCCCAAAGAUUAUUACGCUUCCUCCUUCCUUUCCGGGAAAAUUGGUUCAUCAGAGUCUAAAUAUUAUGAGUUCCUUCUCACAGAAGGUGAAAAUACAACAAUUACGCUCCUUAUCGGAGGAUAUGAGAUUUUUUUAUAAGCGACUAAGGAGCAAUAAGGAAGAAUUAGAACCUGGAAAGAAAUCAAAGAUUGCAAAUAUCUACUUUGAUGCUGCUUUAAACUGUGGAGACCACUGUUAUGCUGGACUUCCCUUUUUAUCUAAACAUGACCUGAAGACUCAGCACUAUUUUGCAAUGCAGGAGGACAUCUGGGACUGUGAUUGGGAACAUUUUGAGACGCUAUAUAAAAAAUGGUCUGAAAUCUGUGAUAAUUUUAACAUGCCCAAAGCAGUGUUUGAGGUAGAUACAGACUUACAGAAAAACGUCCUUUCAGAAGUAAAAGCUGAGCUUAUUUGGCCUUCCAUAAUCAGCUCAUCCCGUCGUAUACACUUUCCCCUGACCAACACCAACAGCUCAUCAGAAGAAGAAUUUGCAUUAGAAAACCCUGCAGAUGUCCCUGUGUAUGUCCAAAUUCUUCCUCUGGCUUUCUAUUCCAACAGUUCUUUGGUGCUAGACAGAUUGAUAGAAAGGUUCAAUAUUAGCAAGUCAAUAAAUAUAGACUUAAAGACACUUGAAUUUAAAGUGUUCCGAAAUAACGUGCAGCCUGUGCAGAGCAGCCAAGCUUUUGUGGAGGGACAAUCCCGCCAGUCAGUUCUUAACCUCAUUUUAAAGCCCGGGGAGAAAAAAAGUGUUCAAGUCAGAUUCACUCCAGUGAUCAACAAAACUGUAUCCUCCUUGCUUAUAGUAAGAAAUAACUUGACAGUAAUUGAUGUAAUCACAGUGAAAGGACAAGGAGCAAAUGAAAAUAUUAAAAUUGGUGGAAAACCCCCAGGUCCUGGGAGCCCCUUGAGGUUUAAAAUUACAGAAGGCUUCCUGAAAGACUGCUCUGACAAAAUAAAACCCAAGGAACCAAAUUUCACUAUGAGAAAAACAUUCAAGGUUGAAAACACAGGGCAGCUUCAGGUUAUAAUCAAAAGCAUGGAAAUCAGUGGAUAUGCAUGCGAAGGAUAUGGAUUCAAGAUUGUAAAUUGUCAAGAGUUUGCACUAGGCCCCAAUGCCUCUAAAGAAAUUGUCAUAUUGUUUACACCAGAUUUCACCUCCUCAAGAAUCAUUCGUGAACUAAAGAUUGUGACUACAGGAGGAUCUGAAUUUGUAUUUAUAUUAAAUGCAUCCCUUCCAUAUCAUAUGCUAGCGACCUGUGCAGAAGCACUUCCGCGGCCUAAUUGGGAAUUGGCUCUUUAUGUUGUCAUCUCAGGAAUAAUGAGCUUGCUUUUUCUACUGGUAAUAGGAACAGCUUACUUAGAAGCUCAAGGGAUAUGGGAGCCAUUCAGAAGGCGGCUCUCUUUUGAAGCUUCAAAUCCUCCUUUUCAUUUGGGCCGGCCCUUUGACCUCAGGAGGAUAGUUGGCAUUUCGUCUGAAAACAACUUUAACACAGUAGGACCAGAUUCAAAUCCUACUUCGAACAGGGGGUUGUAUAGUGGGAGUGCUACUACAAGACCUACCACGGUUAAUCACAAACAAAGCAAUGCAACAAUCUUGCAAAGGAGUGCUCAUGAUGUGGAAACAUCAAGGACAAAAAACAGCUCCAAUAUAGCAAACAGAAUGCCUGGACAAGUUCCUACUUCAUUGCCACCUAGCAGAACUUCCUCUGCGACCAUUGACUCCAGUACUGUUGCUCAUAGUUCGUUAACCAAGCGUUCUCGAGGAACAAAAUUAAAUCAGAGCCUUGUACAACCACAAGGACCUGUCCUACAGGAGCAGCCAACACAACUACCAGCAGUGCCUCAUACCCAGACAGAGCAGCCAGCAGAAGUGUCCCGAUCAGGGACCUCUAACCCCUCUUCUCACCCUGAAUACUUUGGAACUGGCAGCAGUAAUGCUCGGCACAGUUCAGAUGACUCGGAUAUAACCAGUCUUAUGGAAGUAAUGGAUAAAGACUUUGACAAUGCCGAACCAGCUUCCUCUGAUGUGUUUACAGAACAACCACCAUCUCCAGCAACAAAAAAUGCAAAAGGGAAAGGAAAAUCUCUUCAGCACAAAGUUAAAUUUCAGAAAAAACAAGAAGAGAAAGAGAGGAGAAUAAAAGGAAAAUCACAAGAAGAUGAACUGAAAGACACUCUUGUAGAUGAUGACAGUUCCUCCACCACCACAGAAACUUCCAAUCCUGACACUGAGCCACUUAUAAAAGAGGAACCUGAAAAAUUAAAGGGAAAACCAGUAAUUUCUGAAAAGACAGAAAAUGAAACAAGUAAACAAAAGCAAAAGAGUAAGAAAGUCCCUGGUCCAAACAAAAAGGAGACUGUAACAGAGGUUAAACCAAGCUCUUUGGAGUUGCCAUAUACCACACCCUUAGAAAACAAACAGCUUAAAAACGUCUCAAGGAAUGCUGUACAGCAUUCCUUAGGGAGUAGCUCAAAACCAAGAAAUUUUCAAAAACCACGGGGUACAAACAGUAAGUUAGGAGAGAACAGGCAAUCAGUGCUGGCGAAGCUUCAUCCUAGUCGUACUGGUCAGGAACUAGGCAGCAACAGCAGUUCUGAAGGAGAGAAAGACUCCCCACCUCCAGAGUGGGACUCUGUGCCAAUUAACAAAUCAGGAAGCUCAGUAGAUAGCCUUUACAAAUUGUCUGUGCAAACCCACAACGCAGAUGACUUCUUAAAACAACGUCAGACCUCACCAGCCCCUACUCCCCCUUCACCUCCUCCAGCUUUGGGCUUUGGCUUAAGAAGCAGCUACAGCAGCAUUGUAAACAGCACAAGCAGUCAUGAUUUAAGAAAUGCCUCCACUGUCAUCAAACACAAGCUGACUAAAGCAGCUUCUUUACCUGGGAGGAAUGGCAAUCCAACAUUUGCUGCUGUUGCUGCUGGAUAUGACAAGAACCCAGGUGGCAGCGGAUUAGCCAAAUCAUCUGUUAGAAGUGACAUCCCUAAGAGCAUCAGCAUGUCACAAAGUGUAUCCAUUGAUAGUGAUAACUCUGACAGCUCUGGUUUGUGGAGCCCAAUCAGCAGUCCCGAAUAUUCAUUUUCUGCCUUUGGAUCUAGCAAUACCUUUAAUUUAACAGGAGAGGUUUUCGGUUCAAUCUCAUUGCCCCGAAGUACUUACACUCAUGAGCCCCAAAAGAAGUGGACAGAUUUUGACACCACGUCUUCCUUCUGGGAUCAUCCUGCCACAGAUUCUGUGCCAACAUGGCCAACAAGCACUGGAUCUCCAACCCAUGUGACCUCUUCCAUCCUUGGCACUGGUAGCCUGUGGUCCACGCCAUUCAGCAGUUCCAUUUGGUCCAGUAAUCCAAAUCCUUCUCUCCCGUAUACUACCGCUCCCCCCAACCCAUUGCCGGGUAUCGAUCUGAUUGGAGCUGAAAGCACAUGCCCAGCCCCCAACUCUCCUUCAGUUGCUCCUUCUCACAGCCCUGACAGCAUGACCGGACAGACCUAUGAUCCAUGGAGUAUAUGGAGCCCAACCAUCGGGAGGAGAAGUUCUGAUCCUUGGUCGAAUUCACAUUUUCCACCUGAUAAAUAAUAAUUGCGCUGAAGAUCUACAGUCAUAAUAGGAGUGUUACUGCUGCAAUAUCUGCCAAUCAUUUUAUGAGGGGACACUCUGUACCCCUUUCUACCAGUCAGCAUCAGUCCUUGGCUUUUUAUUUAUAUUUUUUUUUAUUGCAGGCCCAAAAAUCUUGAGCUCCUAUGUUAUUUUUAAGCCCAUGACCUCUCACUUUAUUCAGAUUUGGGUUUUUUAAGAACAAAAAAUUGAGCAUGGACAAAUCUAUUCUGUAGAAGAAUGUCAACUAAACAUAAUUUUCAGGAACAGCACGGGUACAAAUUGCUAUCUCAUUGUAAAUUAUUUAUUUUUCCAAUGACCCAUAAAACCAUCCCUUAUACAUAUCAUACCAUGGCCCUUAAAGAUGUUUUUUUCCCAGUGACCAUAUUUCUCAAGUAUUAUAUUUCUAAGGAAAAACAUGAAAGGCAUAAAUGGCAGUUGAGGCUAUGAACGCAAUUUCCUUUUAAAUGUAACUGUUUUGUAUUCAUGAACAAAAUGCCAAUUGCAGCCAAGAGCUCUGUGAAUGCUCAUAUUGGGUUGCUCAGCGCUUUUUCCCAUUCCCUCAAUUCUCUAGCACAGUGCAUUUUUUUAAAUAUUAAUUUUACAUGCUCUUUGUAAUAUCUUGUGAAAAAAAAAACAGGAUUUGAUGAGCAAGUCAUACAACUUUGCGUUGUAAUUUAAAUAAAUGAGGCACUUUUUUUCAAUAA
Molecule: messenger RNA, 6593 nt
Organism: Rana temporaria (common frog)
Lineage: Eukaryota; Metazoa; Chordata; Amphibia; Anura; Ranidae
Gene: TMEM131
Product: transmembrane protein 131
Exons: 41
Coding region: 289-5868 (1859 amino acids)
Cellular component (GO): membrane
Source: RefSeq, a predicted model, not a curated record